Molecule: messenger RNA, 6056 nt
Organism: Sitodiplosis mosellana (orange wheat blossom midge)
Lineage: Eukaryota; Metazoa; Arthropoda; Insecta; Diptera; Cecidomyiidae
Gene: prd1
Exons: 9
Coding region: 503-4978 (1491 amino acids)
Biological process (GO): Golgi organization; regulation of protein localization; positive regulation of membrane tubulation
Cellular component (GO): endosome membrane
Molecular function (GO): kinesin binding
Source: RefSeq, a predicted model, not a curated record
GACAGCUCAUGACGUUUCUAUCCAACGAAGUAGUAAUCAAAACAAUACACAAUACAAAAAUCGGAUUCAAAAUGUAAGUAUGGAUUAAUUUAAUCAUUUUAAAUUAGUGACUCAUGUGGUUGAACAAUGAAGUUAAUUGUUUAAUUUCAAUGUUAUUAUUAGGCUGAGUAUGGGCUCAGCUGUCUCUAUACAUUGAAACACACACAACAUAUGAGUGCCGACGGUCAAUACGGAUGCUUCCUUCAAAAAAAUAUCGAGUUUGCGUACUGUGAAUUUUCACUUCAUUCUCAAGCAUUGUGUGAAAAAGUGAUAUUUAACACGCAGAAAAUGUUGGUGUCAUAGGGAAAUCGCGAGGAAAAAUCCGUAGUUUUUGUGAAAAUACUUCCUGAAUUUAAGAAAAACGCUUAGUUCAUUAGUUAUUCGAGCAUAGUAAAGAAAAUAUCGUGAAUUUCUGGUGUGAUUUCUGUAGUUGUUCUUUAUAAAGUAGGAGUGAGAAUAAGCCAUGAAUGAAAGUGGUGAAGUCAAUACACUCAUAAAUACGGCCGUGCAGUAUCCAAAGGAUGAAGUAGUGAAUGGAACAAAAUUCAUAGACGAAACCGUGAAUGUUUUAAGUCAAAAACAUGAAAAACAUUCCACGGUGAUGACCAGCAGCGUAGCUAGCGCAUUGGAUGACUCAACUCCCAGCGAUUCCGGUGUACAGUUAAUGGACUCAAUGUCAAGUGAUAUGAAUGAGUCAUUUAUGUCAAACUUCGGUUUAGAUUACGACGGCAUGACACCCAGUGGAUAUAAGCAAGGAUCAAGUGGCGUUGAUGAGGUCAGUGGAAACGCAUCGGUUUUACCCGAUAUCGUAAUGGCCAGCGAUUCAGAAUUAGUUAGCCGAAAUGUAAAACAUUGCAUGGAUAUCGAUGAAAUUGCAUUGACAAAAAGCGACAUUGACAAUUCGAAUGUGGGCUCGGAUUUUCUACUCCCCACGGAUGACACUGCGAAUAAUGACAUUCCCGACGCAAUGAAAACCAGCACAUGCUCAACAUUCGACACGGAUGCGAUCGUUUUUCGGCGAAAAGUGAGAAAACCACGAACUAACUCGACUAGCAGCGGUGGUGGCAGUGUUAAAAAGCGUGUUUCAUUCCAUGAGGAUAUAUUGAAAAAUACCAAAACCGAUAACAUUCACAUCGAGCGCGGAUUUGUUACGUAUAAAGGUGGAUCAAAGAAGAUGCCGUAUCGCUUUCUCCGAAAUUCAUGGUGCUCUCAAGGUCAAUGCGAAGAUUAUGGCGAUAAUAUUGGCCAUGCUUGCUACCGCAAUGCAUGCUCAGAUGUACUCGACUACGGACAAGUGGAUGUGUACGACCAACAUGAAGAUGGAAUGAUUCCAUUCGAUAAUUCGGGCGUUUUUGAAUACGUUGUGCCAAGAGAAACAAAUGUUUCACCGCCUCUUCAAAAAGCCCACCAACCGCAAAUGAAAAAAGCCGCAUCGAACGAAGAGCGAGCAUUUUACCAUUGCAAAUGCUCCGAUUCAAAUUCAAGCCUCGAGUCAAACGACAAUGCAAAUGGAAAUGACAGCAAACGCAUCGAUUACUCAAAGACAAAAUCGAGCUCAUGUGAUUGCAUCGGUCAAAAUGAGAGUAAUAAAAUUAACAACAACGGUUCGCCAAACAUGACGGACAACUGCUAUUUCUCAGAGCCGUGCAUUGAAACGAUGUACGAAGUGGAACCGAAUCAACCGAAAUCGGUGUGGUGCAAAGAAUUGAAACCAAAAAGUAGUUGCUUAAAGAAAACGAUGCGCGAUACCUCGGUGAUUCUAGAGCAUGAUGUGAGCACAAAAGUGAAAAAGUUCAACGUACAUCAAUUGCCGGAUGUAAAUCAUUUGUUCGGAUCGUUGAAGAAUAUAUUUUCAACGAUUCCAGAACGUGGCGUUCCAGAGGGAUGCGAAGAUUUGCACAAUGUUUACGAAUGUGUACCGGAAAUGGAUUCACCGAUGAAAAUUGUGACGGAACAAACGAAGACGCAGUUAAAGCUAACGCCCGAUCAAGAGCUAUCGCCAGCUCAAACUCCACCAGGUUCACAAUCAAAACGCAAACCCGAACUCUCACUCUUCCCAAUCCCAUCUGCCGAUGAUAUGAUGAAUGUGACGAUUGCCGAUGACACAGUGAACUUUGAAGCUGAAGAGGCGUCUCCAUGUCGACCAACCCAAUUUCGUAAUAAAUUCAUUGUGAAUUGUGAGAGCACGGUGUUUGAGCAUACGGGCUUUUUUGAACAAAAUCCCAUGCAAGACAUUCCCGAAUUCCCCAACUCCAGCUCCAACUGUGUCACACCGCAAAAACCAAGCAAAUCGAUUUUAAACUUUUCAACGGCGUCGGUGAAACAGAAAAUCGGCAGCCUUUUCUCGUCAUUCCGUAGCAGUGGCAGCAGCACAAAAACCAGUUCCGCCAAUAAUUCACCAAAAUCAGCGUCGACGCAGUGUUUGUUCCUCGAGCGACAGAUGCAGCAAGAGCAAUUGCAGGCUCAAUUAAAAAAAUUGCAAGACGAGCAAAUGGUGCGAUCAUGGGAUUCAUCGUAUGAUUACUAUAAAAGUAAUCCAAGCGCCAAAAAUCCAUUCGACGACGGUGACUCGAGCAUGACGUCCAGCAUCAUUUCGAAUUCAAGCGACAAAAAUUCCAUAAUGUCAAGCAGCACAAUGACCACAUCGACAAAUACCACAUCAAAUCAAGAGCGCGAACGAUUCAACGUACCAAAGUUUUACGAAAAAACACCAUCACCCAGCACCAGUUCACCCAAUAUGAAAAUCGACAGUUCGGCGAAAAUGAAAAUCGAUAGUUCGCCGAAAAAGAAAACUCGUCACUUGGAAUCACCGUGUCGACGCAAGGCAUCCACAUCCAAUUUUGAUCGCUCAAAUCUCAGUCCGGAUCUAUUCUGUGGCCAACGAAAUAUCAAUCAAAAUCCAAUGGUUUUGCUGUCGGAAGAAUUUGACGAUUUACUCACGGUAACCACAACAACAACCGAUGCCGAAACCACUGAGAACGAUAUCGAGAUUGUGGACUAUUCGACGGCAGUAAGUGAAGCAGAAGCUGUUGCAGCACAAUUGAAAUUCGCACAACAGCGCAGCCAAAAUCAAUUCUUACGUCCGCCAUCGACCAAAUCGUCGCUGAUCAAUCGAUUUUUACGUAAUGUUACACAAAAGAAAAUUAACGAUAUCGCUGUGAAAAAGAACAUAAUGAUGUCGACCAAAUUCAAGGAGAAGCCAAAACCGUUUGGAAAUCUGUAUGUUAAGCCAAAGAAACCGAUCAAAGUCAUUCAGAAGAGCAUAAUGGAUGAUUUCAAUGCGGAACUUGCUCAAGAAAUGGCUGCUGCCACAGCUGCAGCCGCAGCUGCUGCCGCGGAAAACACAGCGUGUGAAGCCAUCGAAGAGGAUCAAAUCGAUGACGAGGUGAAAGAGGACGAAGAAUAUGGCGUUGGAGUUGGCGAAGUUUCAACCGAUUUCUUUGAUACCAAUCAAUUGCAUAUUUUGCGAGACGAGAGGGAAAAACUGAUCAAGGUCUUUAAAUUGUACACGGGAUACAAUUUACACGGACUCAUGACGCCCGUGUUGGUAUUUUUAACCGACAGAACAUUGUACGUGACCGAUUUAGUACGCAACCGACUUUGCAAUAAAUUUGUAUUGCCUUAUACCGAAUUGGACGUCAUUUUGAUCGGUCCGCAUGGAAACACAGUUCUGCUAAGCAAUAGUGCUCGUGAUAUGCAGCAAGUACUUUUGGCUGGUGGUCCCUACCCAGCAGAUGGAUUGGUUUCCAGUUUGGAAAUGUGUGCUCGUCGUUCAGGCGCUGGACUACCAGCCAUCGGCCAAUUGACGUUCGACCAUUUGGCUCCGCUGCAGAAAUUCGUCAAUGAACAUUGCUCAGCAUCCAGGAACGAUGCCUGGAUUUACUAUGCAGUAGUUAGUGUACCGGCAAACGUGUUGAGUCAUGAAGACGAACCACUUGGUCCAAAUAUUAAAGGGCCGCUGAUGCACCGAAGUCUAUCACUUGCCGGGGAUCAACAGAAUCAACCUUGGUUGGCCGGAUAUUUCCUGUUGAAAGCCGGUGUGUUAUACAUGUUUGCGGAUUCAAAUAAGAAACUACCAUCGAUGGUGAUUGCAUUGAGUGAAUGCAAGGGCGCUCGACGAGCAGUUUGCUCACCACGACCACAUUGCUUCGAGAUCAUGCUAAACACAGGAAUUCUACAAUUGGCCGCACCAGACGAAUACGUUGCCUCAGAAUGGUUAAUUUCAGUGGUGCAAUCGGCUAGCGGACUGUACGAGAAUCAGGAGCGACAUAAAACGCUUGGCUGUACAUUGAUCAUCACGUCCAACCACUUGAUCACUCUUCGCGAGGACUUUUCAUCCCCGUUACGACGAUUGAAUUCCAAGGGAGUGAUGUCACCAGCCAUAACGCGGCCAUACAAAGAUUGCACAACACCCGAUCGUAAAAUGAGCAUAUCGACUGUUUCAGAUGCAACAUUCAAUGACGUAAGCUCAAAUUUGAGCACUCCAUCAAGACUCACGACCUCCAGUCGCAGUUCACCCAUGCACUGGGCAGCUGCAGUACCUCCAGCGGCGCCAUGCGAAGAGAAGAGUUUCUCGAGCAUCAGCAGUAUUUAUGGCAAAAAUUCGGGCGUGGAAAUUAAAACGUGUGCUUCACUUAAGGAGAUGGUUAGUGUACGAAUACCAACACAGAGCGAUCAAUGGUGGUGCAUUCUGGAGUUUUCGUGUCAAGAAGUGCGAGAUUCUUCCGGCGACAUGGUCAUUUUCUUUGCCACAAACUCUGAUAUGCGACGAUUUUUAUCAAUUUUAGAGUCAAUGUGGCAAACCAAAAAUACGGGCCCAUUCCCAAUGUCAACGUUACCGGACGACGACUAUAUAACUGCUCAUGGUAGCAGUUUGUUCAAGAGUUUGAAUCGAUCAUGGGAACCAUUGCUCUCUGCUGCUCUGGGUUUUCCUCAAUGAAAAUUCACCUCAGGAGCAACGGAUGAAGCCACAUUAAACGACUGAUCUGAUUUUUGUAUGCGUAGGAAAUAGUGAACUUUAAUAAGCAGAGCAACGGUCGAUUUUUGGCCUUUGUGUAUCAGCAAUAAAAAAAACAUUUUGAUUUUGUAUUUUAUGCGAUGGACCUAAAUCAAUGGUGUCACAAACGCAAAAAAAAAAAACGGCAGCGCAAGUUCAAAUCGGGUAGAAAAUAUAAAGAAAAAAAAACCUUUAAGGUAUAAUGUGUAUGUAUGUAUGUGUAUGCAGACAAAGUAUUUCAGCAACAGAUUAACCAUUUGGAAAGUUAUUACAAAACCAAUAUACUUAUGAAUAAUUCGAUAUUCCUUCAUGUAUAAGCAACAAGAACAAAACAAACUAUACUCAAACAUACUCAAAAUGUUACCACAUUUGCUAAUGUACUUGAUUUUACUAUAAAAUUUAAUGGAAAAUUUGCUUGUAUUUCAUCUGGGGAAGUCUAUCUAAUGGACAUCUCGCAAAAUAUUCAUGCUUUAAACAUGUAUGCUAAAUUUAAAAGAUAUUCCAUUUGGUUGCACAUUUCUAUUUUUAUUUUUGUGCUUUCGCAGCAAAACAAAAAUGGUUAAAAACCUCGCCGUUAGCCAAUACAAUUGUUACCAUUUUAUUGUGAUAUAAUUUAAUUUAAUUUAGCAAAAUUUAAUUUGAAAAACAAAAUUUUAGACAUUAUAAUGAAUAUAUUCAUUGCAAAAUCCUAUUAUUUCUGAACUCAUGUGGAAGCCCAUGGGCAAAAAGUGUAUAAAAAUUGCUAUUUUUGCUAUCUUUUUAGUUAAUUCGCAAUUUGGAGCGGAAAUUUUUAUGUUUCAUUUCAUUUGGUGUGAUUGGAAAGCUUGAGCUUCGUUUGGCCUUAAACUAAAAAGAAGCUAAACGGAUCUUAAUAUAUAUUGACAAUGCGAUAGAUUUGCAAAGUAAUCUCAAAAGUAUGUAAAGAAGCAAGCAUAAAGUAUUCAUAUCAAAUGUCCCUAUUUGCUGAGCUUGUAACUAAUUUCUUCAAUAUAUGUAAAGUGUACGUUUUUGUUAUGGCAAA